This is a messenger RNA of Lactuca virosa, 666 nucleotides long. The record is from the annotation of a GenBank genome assembly. Lineage: Eukaryota; Viridiplantae; Streptophyta; Magnoliopsida; Asterales; Asteraceae.
AUGCCAAAUAGUGAUCAAGUUCAAGAUAUAGAGUGUACUUAUGUUGAUGCACAAAAUGCACAAACUGCAAAAAAUUAUAACGUAUUACUCAACCAAUAUAAUGAUGUAGAGGAACAAAGGCAAAAACUUUUAGGGCAACUUUAUCAAUAUGGCAAUUCGGAUUAUCAAAGCUAUGGUUAUGGUGGUGGUUAUGAUUCUCAAGAUCAACCACCUCAACCUUCUGGUCCUCCUGCAUGUUCCUGUCAACCCUAUGUAUGUCCAUGUUCAACUUCAGUUUCAUGUAACGAAUACGGUGAUGUUAUUAAAGCGGCAAUGGGAGCUGUUGACAAAGGAAAGAAAAGGGAAGAAACAGAUCUUUCAGCUGUCUUGAAUGCUUGGUUUUCUGCAGGCUUCUAUACUCCUCAAAGAUCUCAUCGGCGGGGACAAAGUCCUACUGAAGGUGGGACAGGGGGUGAGCAGGUCGGGCAGGCCGGGCAGCGGCAGGGGCAGCAACAGCAGGGGGCAAUACAACAAAGACAAGUUGUGGUUUGGAGGUUUCAAAUUGCAAUUCAUCUUGAUUUGAUGCUGAUUUUAAAGUUGGCAGCUGUUAUUGACCUGUUCAAUCAAGAUGGCUUAAGGAAAAUGCUUGUCCUGCUCAUAUUCUUUGCCUCACUCAUCUAUCUGUAA